AUGAUUAGAAUAGCGAUGGGACACGCAAAGAAGCAUCCAGGGCUCAUCCCCCAGUUCCUUGUCGUCUUGUUGGGAAUAGGAGGAGCCUCUAUGUACUUGUGCCGUCUUGCAAAUGGGCCCCAUGUUAACUGGAACAAGAAGAACAACCCUGAGCCCUGGAAUCAACUUGACCCUACCUACCAGUACAAGUUUGUGGCCAUAGGCACAGACUACAAGAACCUGAAGAAGGAGGGACCUCAAUUCUGA
Molecule: messenger RNA, 246 nt
Organism: Oncorhynchus gorbuscha (pink salmon)
Lineage: Eukaryota; Metazoa; Chordata; Actinopteri; Salmoniformes; Salmonidae
Product: cytochrome c oxidase subunit NDUFA4-like
Exons: 5
Coding region: 1-246 (81 amino acids)
Source: RefSeq, a predicted model, not a curated record